Messenger RNA from Episyrphus balteatus (marmalade hoverfly), 1782 nucleotides. Its product is annotated as juvenile hormone esterase-like. The record is from RefSeq and is a predicted model, not a curated record. Bases 69 to 1712 code for a protein of 547 amino acids. The transcript is spliced from 6 exons. Lineage: Eukaryota; Metazoa; Arthropoda; Insecta; Diptera; Syrphidae.
AUAUGCGAAAUGCACUGAUUCUAUAAAAAGCUGUUUCAAUCAAUUUAAGUUUUCAAAUCGAAUUCACAAUGCUCUCAGUAUUUUAUUUCACACUGUGUGCCGCGCUUGUUGUAAAAGCUUCUCCUUCGCAUAUUGAAGUUUCAACGUCUCUUGGAGAAAUACGCGGUGUUAAACUAAAAUCACGAUUAGGAGAAGAAUUUAACGCUUUUCGAGGCAUUCGAUAUGCCAAAAAUCCUAUCGGUGAACUACGAUUUAAGAACCCCCAACCAGUAGAAUCAUGGAAACCUACGGUUUUUGAUGCAACAAAAGAUGGUCCAAGAUGCCCUCAGGGUCGAUUUGAUUCCCCUGAUAAUUCAGAAGAUUGUCUACGAUUGAAUAUUUACUCCAAGAACCUAUGCUCAAAUGCAUCAAAACCUGUGGUCGUUUUCCUGCAUCCUGGAGGAUUAUACGGAUCUUCUGGACGAACUAAUAAUGCUGGACCCGAACUUCUAAUGGAUCGAGAUAUCGUCUUGGUAACAAUCAACUAUCGAUUGGGUACACUAGGUUUCCUAGCAGCUGGUAUUGCUGAAGCACCUGGAAAUGCUGGACUUAAAGAUCAAGUUAUAGCUUUGAGAUGGAUUCGAGAUCAUAUUCGGAAUUUUGGAGGUGACCCGAACUCAGUUACCUUAUUGGGUUACAGUGCAGGAAGCCGCUGUGCAAGUUUGCACAUGGUUUCUCCAAUGUCAAAAGGUCUAUUUCAUAAAGUUAUUGCAAUGAGUGGAUCACCAUUUCAAAUGGAGAAAUAUAAUGAAGAUCAGUUGGAUUUGGCGAAGAAACAAGCUAAAUUAGUAAAUUGUCCAAUCGAUGACAAAAAUGGAAUGGUAAAGUGUCUGCAAGAGACUUCUGCUGAAGAAAUUAUCAAAACUACCGAUAAUAUGUUUGAAAUUGGAUUUUAUCCACUAUUGAAUUGGAGUCCAGUCAUUGAGAAGGAUUUUGGCCAAGAAAGAUUUUUAACAGAAGAUCCUUUAAAGUCGUUUGAAAAGGGAGAUUUUCAGAAAAUACCCUUGAUUAUUGGCAGAAAUAAGGAUGAAUUUGCUCGAAUUGCAUAUUAUAACUUGAUGGAUAGUAAUAUUACCAAACAGAUGAAUGAAAAUUGGAAAAAAGUUUCACCUAUUAUGCUUCGCUAUGAAAGAAAUACCAAUGAUUCAAAAGAAAUCAGUAACCUUUUAAGAGCAGCUUAUGAAAUUGACAAACAAAUUGUUACAAACUCUACUCCCUUUGAACCUUUUGCUAAGCUUUUAAGCGAUGCAAUUAUUGGAUUUCCAGUUCAUCGACAAGUCAAUUUACUUGCUAAAUAUAUUCCAGUGUAUUAUUACUGUUUUACAUACAAAGGACGUUUCAGUGAUUUUAAAUUUCCAGAUGAUACUGCAUAUGGAUCUGUUCACCAUGAUGAACUGUUGUAUCUUUUCAAUAUCCCUCGAUUGGCACCACUUUAUUCGGAAAUGGAUCCGGAAAAUAAAAUUGUCGAAAGACUUACACGAAUGUGGACUCAGUUUGCUAAAACUGGGAAUCCAAAUAAUUCCAAGGAUGAAUAUUUGAAAAACUUGAAUUGGAAACCUUUUAAUUCGGAUGAUGAAAAUUACUUAGAAAUUGGUGAUGAACUUGUUUUGGAUGAACAAUUGUUUGUAAGACGUAUGUCUAUUUGGGAAAUAAUUUUAGCUACAAUAUCUUAGAAAAAAUGUGUAGAUAAGUAUGACAACAAAAUAGUUAUUUCUCAAUUACCUAAUGGAAAUAAAGGACUUU